AUGGAGGUGUCUGGUGGUGUUGAAGAAGGUUUUGUGAGAGAGUGGACACCUUGUUCGCAUAUUUUGAACUUGAUUCCACCUCGUAUACAGAACGGGUUAUUUUCCAACGAAUUGUGUUUAACCUGUGUAGAUUCUGUUAGUGAAUAUAUUGCUCUCGGAACCAAUGUAGGUUUGGUAUACUGGUAUGAUAGAAAAAAAGGAAACAUUCAAAGAUUAAGAUGUGAGGCAGCAACAAGUCCUAUAACAUUUGUGAAGAUAGUCAGCACUGUAGAUUACAUGGUGGGUGCUGGCAAUGCUGCCGGUCAAGUCACUGUAUUCCAAAUCCCAAAGGAACACCCAGAGAAUGUGCCAGACACCUUCAAACCCAAAGUGGAGCCUAAAGUAGAGAGGUAUACGAUAGGAGACCUUCACAAAACCAUGAUCACCGCCAUAGAAUGGUCGAAGAACGGUAUGAAACUCUUCUCCGGUGAUAAGAACGGCGUCAUCAUCAUGACGGAGAUUGACUUUUAUAUGCACCUGUGCAAAUCAAUGGAGAUAGUGAACGAGGACCACGAGAUAGUCCAGAUGAGUUACCACCAGAACACGCUGCUGGUGUCGAGCGUGUACCGCAGUAUCGUGUGCGAGAGGCGAGACUCGCGCUGGCACGUCACCCAGAUCGGCAAGAAGGAGAGGAAGACUCUGUGUCCGCUGGGCGCGGUGUUCCAGUACUCGUACGCGUGCGGCGGCGCCGCGCAGGUGUACUGCGCCCGCCCCGGCCUCAGGCUGUGGCGCGCCGACAGGCAGGGGAACGUGCUGCAGACGUUACUCUUCAAGGAGGCGGUGAGCAACCCGCUGACGGUGGCGGAGCUGCUGAACCCCGCGACGCGCGGGCGGGGGCGGGGGAAGGAGGACGAGCCGGAGCCGGAGCGCAGCUUCAGCCGCGUGCUGGUGUUCCGCGACCAGUUCCUCGUCACGCACGACCAGCGCGCGCUCUACGUGCUCGACCCGCGCGCCCACACCGCCGUCUGCGUGGUCGACACGCUGCGCAGGGUGGUAUCGUUGUCCGUGAGCAAGGACGAGAUCUUCGUGCUGGAGGGCCCGCGCUCGCUGGUGCGCCUCGCGGCCGCGCCCGACCCGCGCGCCCCGCCAGAUGAACCGGUAAACAUGAUGAGCAAGUCGCUGACUUCGUCGCUGCAACACGCAGUCAGCACCGUCCGAGAGCUGACGCACCUACACCAGACGAUGCCCUACUUGGGCAGCGUACUGGAGCACCCUCUAGCGUUACUCACUAAAAACGAACUCCUCGACACGACAGUCGCGAGCGCAGAAGAAUGCUUCGAAUUACCGCCUAUAAAACACCUUCCGGACGACUUAUCGGAAAACGUGCUGGAAUCGAUCAUAAAUGAAUUCAAGGACGUGUCCGGGGACGCCGAAGAGUAUAGGAGGGCUAAGUCUGAGGAGUUGCAAAGGAAGUUGAGGUUGUACAACAGUAUAAUGGAGAAGAAGUGCGACGAGGAACUGAUACACAGCAGACGCAGUAGACGGAGGGAGGGGGGGUCGGGGGCGAGCACCCCGCGCGUCGCCACGCCCGCCCGGAGACCCGACCACAGCGUCAGCUACACCAGCCCUUGUCUGAUGAGCGUCAGUGUACAUGGAGAUGACCCUCAAAAUGAUGCCAUUUUAGAGAAACAAAUCGAGGAGAAAGAGAAGAUUCUAGCCAAAAUGUUGAACCUCGAGUCUUUGAGCAUCGCCGCCCCCAAGAACGAGGUAUCCAAGUAUUCUGAAAUCACACCCGCAUACAAGCGGAUUGAGAUCACUCCCCUUAUAGAGCCCGAGCCGAUCAAAGUACCAGAACCAAUUAAAAAAUCAACAACAGUAAACACGAAACGAGACGCUAAGACGACAGAUUUAGUUCCUAAAAUCGUGCAAUUACCCAACAACUGGAAUUUAGGUGACAUAGAAUUGAAAUUAGAAAUGCGGUCGAACGGUGUAAUAGACCCUAGAAGUGCAUCACCGGACGAUCACAUAGAGAGUGAUUGGGAGAUAAUCUGA
This is a messenger RNA of Diatraea saccharalis (sugarcane borer), 2031 nucleotides long. Lineage: Eukaryota; Metazoa; Arthropoda; Insecta; Lepidoptera; Crambidae. The record is from the annotation of a GenBank genome assembly.